Lymnaea stagnalis (great pond snail) is the source of this 939-nucleotide messenger RNA. The record is from the annotation of a GenBank genome assembly. Lineage: Eukaryota; Metazoa; Mollusca; Gastropoda; Lymnaeidae.
AUGCAUCUUUUCAAUAUCACGGUCUCCGGGGAGUCUCCGGUCAUUACCUGGCCUGACGUUGUCAUAUUCGUCCUGUGUCUCCUAAUGUCGUUUCUCAUCUGUGUGGUCAACAUACUUACCAUGCUGGUCAUUAGUCGAACCCCAUCCCUCAGGUCGUACGCCAUGGCUUACGUGGGCAGUCUGGCCGUAGUGGACUUUCUCGUCGGCCUGCAGUUGAUCCCACUGGCCCUGUUCGUCCUGCCACCGACCAGGGUUAACCUCUUCGACCGCUACAUAAGCCUGUGCCUCCUCAUGAACGGCCUCAACAUGGGCGUGUCGAGCGUGUCCAUCAUCCACAUGGCUGUCAUCGCCGUGGACCGAUACCUGUACAUAGCUAAACCGUACUUCUACGAGAAAAUCAUGAACACGCGUGUCGUCAUCUCGUGCGUUUGCUUCGCGUGGCUUCUCGGCUUGAUGUUCAUGGCGAUGCCUCAGUUCGUCCACACUUCGAAUGGUAACAUCACCAUCUGCGACCUCACUAGACUGAUACCCGUUUGGCACGUCAUGUACGGCGUUUGGGUCCUUUACUUCACACUGUCCGCCAUCAUCCUCCUCAUGUACUGCCUCAUUCUACGCACGGCUUUCAAAAAGCGCGCUGCCAUCAAUUCCGUUGGGCCGGUUGACAAGAGCCCACGUGAGACGCACUUCCACAUGCUUUCAAGAGCUUCGGUGAAAGGUCUCAAGUUUUUUCUGACGCUCUUUGGGGUUUUCUUCGCGUGCAUGACGCCCGUCGUGGUGGUCAUGGGGCUGGACUACUACGUCAGUGUACCGAGCGUCCUGUACAGGUUCCUGGUGCUGCUUGCCUUUUCAAACUCUGGGAUGAACUUUGUCAUCUUUGCUCUCCAAAAUAUGGCGUUCCGUCAUUCCUUGUGUAAGAUGUUGCCUUGUUGUUGCUGUAAG